UAGGAGCACUCAGGAACCCUUGAUCAUUGCACAGGAAAGCAGCAGCCUCUCUGUGAUUACUGGAUACUGGGCUCCUUCACAUGGAUCUGAGUCUCUGAGUGUAAAUACCUGGAUUGUGUCCUUUGUUUUUUCUCCUUUUUGUCUCUUAUACUGAGUUGCCUUUGGAUCAGCUCACAGGACUCUGCACAGAUGUUAGUCCACGCAUAUUCUGCCAUGGAUCGGUCUGAUGCCCUAAAUGGAGCUGCAGGCGGGGGUCGGUUGUCCCAGCUAUCAUCUCUAAAUCAGGGGUCAUACAGCUCAGCACCCCCUCUGUGCCACACCCCGGCCUCUGACUUCCAACCCCCCUAUUUUCCCCCUCCUUACCCCCAGCCUCCCUUGUCUUACUCCCAGAGCCAGGACCCUGGAUACCACCACCUGGGCGACCCCUACUCUAGCAUUAACCCUAUACACCAGCACCAGCAGCAGGCCUGGCACACGCAGAGGAGCCGGCAGGAGGAGGCCAGUCUGCUGUCUCAGGCACACAGGGGGCUCAGCCUAGACCCCCGCAGGGAUUAUGGGGGAGUCCCCCGUCUGCUGUCUGGAUUGGGAGAUGGGGGGCACAGCCUGGCAGAGAAUGCCCUGUCCAUCCAUGCACUCUCCCACCACAGUUUAGAGGACAUGCAGACUUUAGAUGAUGCUUCGGGAGUCAGUAUACUGGACCAGUCUGUGAUAAAGAAAGCUGGACAUCAGCUGAAGUAUAACUGUUUACACAGCACUUACUCUGGUGAGCUGAAGAAAUUUCGAGUUCCCAUUCCAUCUAAGAACAAUGGCAGCCUGAUGUCUUCACUGUCUAUGAAUAAGGAAGGUCUCAUUGGAGGAGUCACCAACCCUAAUGAAGUUUUCUGUUCUGUUCCUGGGCGCUUGUCACUUCUAAGUUCAACUUCCAAAUAUAAAGUGACAGUGGGAGAGGUCCAGAGGCGCUUGUCACCCCCAGAGUGUCUCAACGCAUCUUUGCUCGGCGGAGUUCUAAGGAGGGCUAAAUCAAAAAAUGGUGGACGCUGCCUCCGAGAGCGGCUGGAAAAGAUAGGCCUGAAUCUGCCAGCAGGAAGACGCAAGGCAGCCAAUGUGACUCUGCUGACAUCACUUGUAGAAGGUGAGGCAGUACACCUCGCACGAGAUUUUGGCUACGUCUGUGAAACAGAAUUCCCAGCUAAAGCCGCAGCUGAAUACCUCUGUCGCCAGCACUCUGACCCCACGGAACUUCACACCCGCAAAAACAUGCUGCUCGCUACCAAGCAAAUUUGCAAGGAGUUUGCAGACUUGAUGGCCCAGGAUCGAUCUCCUCUGGGAAACAGUCGCCCAUCUCUUAUCCUUGAACCAGGCGUGCAGAGCUGUCUGACGCAUUUCAGUCUCAUCACGCACGGCUUUGGAGGCCCAGCUAUCUGUGCUGCCCUCACCGCUUUCCAAAAUUAUCUUCUGGAGUCUCUUAAAGGGAUGGACAAGAUUUUCAUGAGCAGUGCAGGAAAUGGACAUUCAGCUGGAGAAUCCAAAACCUCUGAAAAAGAUAUAAAACAUCGAAAAUAGCCAGUGGGAAAGAAAAAAUAAAAAUAUUGAGAGCUGGGGCCGGAAAGGAGAACGUGGAACCAUUUAGCAAUGUGGCUGGACACAUAGGAGACAAGAGAACGUUCAAAUGGUUGAAGAAAGAUAAAUGUGAUGACCAAUACUGGAGAUAUAGAGAUGGAGAUGCCAUUGCUUGUACAAUAUGGAGUGAAUUAUACGCUCCAUUGGAUUUUAAUGCACGUGUACCACGUGACUACGCCUAGAUACCUAGCACAAGAUAUAUUUUUAUCCCCUUUAUACAGAUAUUUAAUUGUGUUUUUUUUUGGUUAAUAUAACUUGCAGAAGAUAAAAAAAACAAUCAAAACAAACAUUGCACUCAUGUUCAAGAUAAAUGUUAUAUUGUCCAUGUUAGCACUACAGACGUUUAAAGGGCAGUCCCACUCAGUGAGCUUUAAUAUAUAUUUAUUUUGUAACUUAAUUAGUUUAUUUAAAAGGUGUUUUUCAUGUAAAUAAUUGAUAAACCAUAGAUUUAAAAAUGGCAUCUCUUUAUUAAAUGCUAGUGAGUAAUGAAGAAUUUACAGAAUAUUGAAGUUUUUAUCUGUAAUUCUUCAUUUGGUUAAAGGCGUCCUCAUAACUGAAGUGAGCAGUAGGAGAAAAGACAAUGUUUCAGAGUUUAAUUUAAAAUAAAAAAAGGCAACGCACACUAAAUCUUUAUGAUGGUGUAUUGUAAAUUAGGUGAAACCAGUAUGAUCAAGAAGAUUGCAAACAAAUAAAGACAGAAACAAAAAGAAGCAGUCAUGUGACUUGUCACAUGAUAAAAUGUCCACAACUUACAAGAACCAUUUAAAACAGGACAGCUAAACAUAGACACAAGUGGCAAUUUCUGAUGGAUUUUGAGUCAGUGACUUAAAACACAUUAACCAUUUUUGCUUUUUUUUGUUUUUACUAUUUAUUAUGAAGAUGUGUUAUGUUAACCAAACUUUUUAUUGAGGGACCACAUUUUCUUUGUGCAAAUGAUGACUACAUUUAGAUAUUUGCAAUUUAUCUAGAAAUAAUCUUAGAGGCAUUCCAUUGUUUUGAAUGCUUAAAAGCCUACAGUCAGGUCACUGUUGCUCUAAGAACUAAUCCUUAAAAAUUACACUGCCAAUAGGUCACAUUGUUCAUACAGAAAACAAUUUUUUUUUUGUCUUACUCAAUUCAUGUAUUAAAUAUGUCACUGCCAUUAGCUCACUUUCCUCAAAUGGGACCAAACCCCUUAAUUUAAUGGAAGCUUUGCUCUGCACGUUGCAUGAAGACUGAACCUCUGGACUCAUCACAUGGACCUGCAAGCCCUGGAAAAAUAACUUUGUGCCGGUGAAAAUAAUUGAAACCCGGUCCCACUUAAUAACUGAAAAAGACUUUUGUACAUAUUUAUUUAUGUGUAAUUAAACGGGGGAUGUUUUAAGGAUGUUCAGUGCAAGUUAUUUAUAAUGGGAGUGAAUUUGGGGGUUAUUGAUUUUAAUAUUUGGGUUAAUUUUCAGCCCCUGGGGUACAAAUGCAUCCUUGAGGACUUGUCAUUUCGCAGACACCUCUGUUGUAUUUAAAAAAAAAAAACCAAACAAACAAACUAAAAAAAAACAGGAAAAAAAGUGAAAAUUCUCAAUAAUAAAAAAGUUUGAAAAUAA
Messenger RNA from Bombina bombina (fire-bellied toad), 3203 nucleotides. RefSeq names its product transcription factor AP-2 epsilon (gene TFAP2E). The record is from RefSeq and is a predicted model, not a curated record. Gene Ontology annotation, biological process: anatomical structure development; regulation of cell population proliferation; regulation of transcription by RNA polymerase II. The transcript is spliced from 8 exons. Bases 190 to 1563 code for a protein of 457 amino acids. Gene Ontology annotation, molecular function: RNA polymerase II transcription regulatory region sequence-specific DNA binding; DNA-binding transcription factor activity, RNA polymerase II-specific. Gene Ontology annotation, cellular component: nucleus. Lineage: Eukaryota; Metazoa; Chordata; Amphibia; Anura; Bombinatoridae.